CAUUUUUUGAAGAUCGGGAUUCCUUUAGCUGUUCAAUCUGCCUGGAUAUACUGAAGGAUCCAGUAACUACUGCCUGUGGACACAACUACUGUAUGGGCUGUAUUGAGGGCUGCUGGCAUCAGGAUGAUCUGAAGGCUGUCUACAGCUGCCCAGAGUGCCGACAGACCUUUGUCCCAAGGCCUGUUCUGAGCAGAAACACUUUGCUUGCUAAAAUGGUGGAUAAACUGAAAACUAUUGGUCUUCAAGCUACUUCUCCUGCACACUAUUAUGCUGAACCUGGAGACGUGGAGUGUGAUUCCUGCACUGGAAGAAAACACAAAGCUGUCAAAUCCUGUUUGGUGUGUCUGGCCUCUUACUGCGAGCCUCACCUCCAGCCUCACUAUCAAUCUCCUGCCUUUAAGAAGCACAAGCUGGUCAAAGCCUCCUCACAACUACAGGAGAAUAUCUGCUUUCAUCAUGACAAACUGCUGGAGGUUUACUGUCGCACCGAUCAACAGUGUAUCUGUUAUCUGUGUACGAUGGAUCAACAUAAAGGCCAUGAUACAGUCUCAGCUACAGCAGAAAGGACUGAGAAACAGAAGCAGGUGAAGGGAAAUCAACAGAAAUCCCUGCAGAGAAUCCAGAUGAGAGAGAAGGAGAUGCAGGAGCUGAGACAGGCUGUGGACUAUCUGAAGCACUCAGCACAGGCAGCAGUGAACGACAGUGAGAAGAUCUUUACUGAGCUGAUUAUCUCCAUUGAGAGGAGGCACUCUGAAGUGAAGGAGCUGAUCAGAGCCCAGGAGAAGGCUGAAGUGAGUCAGGCUGAAGGACUCCUGAAGCAACUGGAGCAGGAAGUGGCUGAGCUCAAGAAGAGACAUGCUGAGAUGGAGCAGUUCUCCCACACUGAGGACAACAUCCAGUUCCUUCAGAGGUUCAAAGACCAUAGUACCCCCCCCUGUGUCUGAAGAGUUACCUGCCACCAUCCUUAACCAAGGUUGUGAUUUUAAGAUGGUGAAGGAAUCUGUCUCAGAACUCAAGAGGCAGGUGGAGAGCCACUGGGAGAAGGAAGCAAUGAAGUUAUCAACAGC
This is a messenger RNA of Salvelinus namaycush (lake trout), 1067 nucleotides long. Its product is annotated as tripartite motif-containing protein 29-like. The coding region runs from base 93 to 944 and encodes 283 amino acids. The record is from RefSeq and is a predicted model, not a curated record. Lineage: Eukaryota; Metazoa; Chordata; Actinopteri; Salmoniformes; Salmonidae. Gene Ontology annotation, molecular function: protein-folding chaperone binding; zinc ion binding. The transcript is spliced from 2 exons.